GAAUGCGUGACCUAUUACGCCGAUUCCGACUGCCAUCACAGUAUUGGCAACUACAUUCCGACCUGUGAGGGAAACUGCUUCCAGUUCAGCUCUUUCCAGGGACUGGUGGUGGAAGGCAACUUCAUUCAUGGCACCGACUGCAUCGUGUACUCAGACCCAUAUUGUCAAAAUGAGAUCGGUGUCACUCCGAAUGCGAUCAACCAGAACAUCGAUUGUCUUUCGUACGGCGAAGCACAGUCGAUGAAAUGUUACUUCGACUGCUGA
Messenger RNA from Aspergillus aculeatinus CBS 121060, 264 nucleotides. RefSeq lists its product as uncharacterized. The record is from RefSeq and is a predicted model, not a curated record. The annotation marks the transcript as partial. Lineage: Eukaryota; Fungi; Ascomycota; Eurotiomycetes; Eurotiales; Aspergillaceae. The transcript has a single exon.